CCUAAAUUUUUGACGGGCAAUCCUACUACAUUCUCAGUCACAGCUUCUCCUCUCCAUGUGUCCGAUCAUCGAAAGGGAUGAGAGGGCACGGCCGACGCAGAGAUCUGGAGGUGAGUCAAAAGAGACCCAGGGGUUGAGUGGAGGGAGACUUGGAUAUGGUUGUCGAUGGAGAAGGGAGAUCGGGAGAGAACCAGGUGUGAGUGGAGGCCGACCGGUGUGCGAGGAAGAGUUCGAAUAAGAUGAGCGGCGGACAAAGGGCAUUCGGGUCUGACCUCGAGUGGAAGAGAAGAUGUUGAUGACAGGAAGUAGAUCUAGGGGCUGGACAGGGGAUCUAGAUCUGCUCUCCCAUGUUGGAGAACAAAUAAUCCAUGGUUUGGAGAAAACAGCUUCAUAGAUCUUAACCUCCCUGCUCCCAUGGAAGACGAUGAUUUCAGCCAAAUUGAACUCCCUGCUGUGUAUGAUGAUUUUGUACUUAAAAUCAUAUUUUUCUAUUUCUUCCAGGCCCUUUAAACGAGUCCAUUAAUUCUUUUAAUUCUUCAAACUACUGAGGAGAUAUAGUUUCCAAUCCAUCUUUUCUUCAGGUUUGGAGGUUUGGCAAUUGGCAAAGCUAGUGUGACUGUGAAGGUUGAUUAAUGGUAUUUUCAAGCAGAGAAAGGGUCAUGGUUGAUAAUGAUACACAAGAACCAAGGUCAUUCUGAUUAAGGUAUUAGUUAAUUAUUUCAAUUUAUGAUUCAUUUUUUGAGUUUAGAUCUAAUUACACACAUCACUCACACAAAAUCUUAACCUUUCAUAUCUCUCUCUUUUAUUAUUUCUUUUUCCUUCAAUGUUUCGAUAAAACUUUGGCAGCCAAUGUUCUAUGCAAAAUUGUGGAUUUUGUUGAAAACACUAUGCCAUGCAAGUUUGAGGAAGUGACAAUGUGAACAAUUUAACGAUUGAAUUGAAGUUGUUGAAUCAAUUCGGAAUUGAAGUUGUUGAAUCAGUUGAAUUGAAAUAUAGAAAGGAAAAUUAU
Messenger RNA from Rubroshorea leprosula, 1009 nucleotides. The record is from the annotation of a GenBank genome assembly. Lineage: Eukaryota; Viridiplantae; Streptophyta; Magnoliopsida; Malvales; Dipterocarpaceae.